Ricinus communis (castor bean) is the source of this 1523-nucleotide messenger RNA. Its product is annotated as deSI-like protein At4g17486. Gene Ontology annotation, molecular function: deubiquitinase activity. NCBI's taxonomy places the organism in Eukaryota, Viridiplantae, Streptophyta, Magnoliopsida, Malpighiales, Euphorbiaceae. The coding region runs from base 645 to 1220 and encodes 191 amino acids. The transcript is spliced from 6 exons. The record is from RefSeq and is a predicted model, not a curated record. Gene Ontology annotation, biological process: protein deubiquitination.
UUGGCUUUUUCUUUUCCUCGGCUUCAUUGGCCGAAGCUUAGAGAGUGGAAGUUGAGGGCUGUUAGGAGAAAGAAAGAUAGACCGGAAAAGUCUUUAAUAAUGAUUGAAGGCUGGAAACAUUAAGUGGUGGAGAGAGGAAACGUGGGAGUUAUUUAUUUAUUUAUUUGUUUGUUUCUUUAAAGAGUUUAGUGUUGUUGUGAAUAAAGUGGAUUUUUUGGCUUUCACAUGAUCUCUAUUGGGUUUGUGUUUUUUAUGAAUUCUGGAGUAUAUUGUCUGUUGUAAUUGGGAUAGUGAAGCAAUUUGAGAAAAUUGAAAACCCAUUAAUUUCCGGUUGUUGAUGAUUUGAGUAAAAGUGUUUCAAUUGCAGUAGCAGCAAGAUUUUUGGAGUGAUCUGGCGAUCAUAUAGAUUGAGGAUAAAUUAGUAUUAUCUGGACGAGGAUUUGUCUAUUGUAGCUAUUAGUAUCAUUUUAGAUUAGUGAUCUGGAACUUAUGCUGCAAAAUCAAGAGAAAUUGCUGGUUGCCAAAUUGGAAACAUGAUGUGAAUUCACUUCAAGUUUCUACUGCCAUUUCUUUUUAUUAUUUUCUUCUGCCACAUUCACUAGCCAAGCAGAUGCAGUGCCCACCUUUUUGUUUAGCUUACAUAUAUGUUCAAAACCAAGAAAAAAGGAGGCAAGAGAUUGAAGAUGAUGAAGAGUUUUUUAACAUUUACUGUCCAUGGUAAGGAGUACGGAUUUGGAGCCCAUGACUUCCCAGUCAGUGGGGUUUUUGAAGUGGAGCCAAGGAGCUGCCCUGGUUUUAUUUAUAGAUGUUCCAUCCCUCUGGGCCGCAUAAGUAUGCCUGUCUAUGAAUUUCGGACAUUUAUAGAAAGUGUGGCUUCUGAGUAUCACGGAGAUACCUAUCACCUCAUCUCUAAGAAUUGCAACCAUUUCACAGAUGACAUCUCUGAGAGAUUGGUAGGCAAGGGGAUACCUGGGUGGGUAAAUCGGCUUGCCCGGUUAGGUGCUUUAUGCAGUUGCCUGCUUCCAGAAAGCCUUCAAGUAACUACUGUUAAACAACUGCCUGAAUACCAUGAAUGCACAGAAGAAGAUGGAAGUGAAUCGUUGGUCACCACUACACCCCGUGAGUCAACAGAGAUCGAUGAUGCAGAUCAAGAGAAGCACUUGCUGUCCCCAAGUGCUGGAAGUGGAGAAGUGGCUUUUAUAAAAGAGACCCAGAAGUGAAUCUAAGAUGAUUAUCUUUGUUGAGAAUUGUGGCUUGGACUUGGAAAGGAUGAAACCUGCUUCUCACUUUUGGAAGGCUGAAAGUUCAGCAUCACCAUUUGAUUGUGUGCAUGCAUGGUCAUUCAUCUGGUUGUAACUUUAUUGAAUUCUUCUCAUUAUUCUUUUUCUGGUUUUUUUAUCUCCAUUUCUUUUUCCUUAUUUGUUUGUUUUAUUUGUUGUAGUUUGCUACGAUAGUUUGUGCAAUUAUUCUGUAUAAUCAUUUUUGGAAGUGGAAACAGCAUCGUGAGUGGUUAAGCUUGUCCA